AUGAUUCGGCAGCACUGUGCUCUGAAGCUACCAAGGGCUGCGACAGGAAACUACGUCGCUCCUCACUUCGUCCUGUACACAGAUCGUUUCGUGCCAGCGCACACGGGUCCCCCGCCCGUAUCUGAGGUUCAGGUAAGAGUAUUGUCCUUCCUCCUCAUCGAAGGCGCCUACGACAAAGCUGCCGAAUGGGCCCAGAUGAGCCCGGUGGACAGAUCGUCCAUAAAGGCUCAGUAUGCCGCAGCUGGGAUCAAGCUUUUAGUCUCUGCAUUCGGCAGUACGGACAUACCUACGACUUCAAAUGCUGACCCUGUCGCCACGGCGGAUAGUAUGGCAGCGUGGGUCAAGCAGUAUAGUCUUGACGGUAUUGACGUGGACUACGAGGACCUCAACGCGAUGACGGCUGGCGAUGGUAAAGCGGAGGCUUGGUUGAUCGCGUUCACGAAGCAGCUCCGGGUGCACCUGCCCCAGGAUCAGUAUAUCGUGACACAUGCGCCUCUAGCCCCAUGGUUCUCCCCAGGCCAUUGGGGCGGAGGAGCAUAUCUGACGGUAGACAGAACCGUCGGCCACUUGAUUGACUGGUUUUACAAUCAGGGCCUCCUGGAAUACGUUACGUGUCCCGGCCUGAUUACGGCUUCUUCCCCUACCUGGCCAAACACUGCCGUCUUCCAGAUCGCUGCCCAGAGCAUUCCACUGAAUAAGCUGGUCAUAGGCAAGCCUGCCCUACCCGCCGUGGAUGCCAGUAACGGAUGGAUGGAUCCUCUGACGCUCUCUUCCUGUCUGAAGGAAGCGAGGCAGAAUGGCUGGAACGCGGGCGUCAUGACUUGGCAGUAUCCGGAAGGAGGAGCGCCAUGGAUAAGCGUCGUACGGUCCCAGGCUUGGCCGGUGUAA
Messenger RNA from Gloeophyllum trabeum ATCC 11539, 888 nucleotides. RefSeq names its product glycoside hydrolase. The transcript is spliced from 10 exons. The record is from RefSeq and is a predicted model, not a curated record. Gene Ontology annotation, molecular function: hydrolase activity, hydrolyzing O-glycosyl compounds. Gene Ontology annotation, biological process: carbohydrate metabolic process. The coding region runs from base 1 to 888 and encodes 295 amino acids. NCBI's taxonomy places the organism in Eukaryota, Fungi, Basidiomycota, Agaricomycetes, Gloeophyllales, Gloeophyllaceae.